Stylophora pistillata is the source of this 2340-nucleotide messenger RNA. Its product is annotated as immunomodulatory peroxidase. NCBI's taxonomy places the organism in Eukaryota, Metazoa, Cnidaria, Anthozoa, Scleractinia, Pocilloporidae. Gene Ontology annotation, biological process: response to oxidative stress. Gene Ontology annotation, molecular function: peroxidase activity; heme binding. The record is from RefSeq and is a predicted model, not a curated record.
AUGCUAUCAAGCCCUGAGCAGGAUCUUGAAGAUACGCUUCUUUUACCAAACUGCAACCGUCUUGACGUGAGGCAAAAUUGUAUCAGAGGCUCUCAAUUUCGCACCUUUGACGGCACAUGUAACAACCUCUGCAAUAUAACCAAUGGAGCAGCCGGUUCGUCAUUUCUACGUCUCGAGGGUCUCAAUCCUCCCAAUACCUUUCAGCAACCUGGCAACCUACCUCGAAUUAAAUCCGUCAAUGGUGGUUUGCUCAGAAAUGCAAGAAAUAUCAGCAGAAUAGUCUUCAACAACACAGACGCUAACGUAAACGACACCGCUCCAAAUUUUACCCACGUGACAAUGACCUGGGGGCAAUUUUUGGACCAUGACCUGACCCUGACUCAGCUGGUCCCUGAUGUGGAGUGUGGAGUGAACAAUGCACCGUGUCAGGAGAUAACAGGAUGUACCAACCUCGACAUCCUAGAAGGAGAUGACCUUCUUAACAAUAGGAGUGCAACAUGUAUUCCACUUAGGAGAGCCAAACAGAGUAAAGAUGGCGAGCAGAUGAACAUCAUUACAUCUUACAUUGAUGGUUCACAAGUGUAUGGCUCAGACAAAGAAACAGCAGAGAGCCUGCGCGACCCAAGUGAUCGCAGAUUUCUGGAUGUGAGACUAUUCGUAAAAGCUGCAUCAGGGCGGCAGUGUGGGUUGCUUCCAGCCGCUGAGGAAGAAGCUUUUUGUAGAUCUCCUAAUCCAAUGGACAAACCUUGCCUCCGUGCUGGCGACGAAAGAGUUAAUGAAAACCAAGGCUUAAUGGCAAUGCACACGUUGUGGGUUCGAGAGCAUAAUCGCAUCGCCAAAAAACUGAUUGAAUUAAAUCCAAAAUGGAAAGUUGAAAAAGUGUUCCAAGUGGCAAGGAAAAUCGUGGCAGCAGAAUUACAACACAUCACAUACAACGAGUGGCUAAAAGUGUUAUUCAGUGAUGCUGUGCUGGAAAGGGAAGGUCUGUUGUUGGAGCCACCAGGAAAAUUCUUUACGGGAUACAAUGCAUCGAUAAACGCAGGAAUCUUGAACCACUUUGGAACUGCAGUUUUGAGAGUGGGCCACACCCUGAUUCGAUCAAGAUUUAAACUAGUCACCAAUUCAAGCGUGAAGCGCUCCAGUAAACGUUUUUAUCUCGGAAGUGUUGGAGUGGACUUUUUCAAUCCAGCCUCCGUGCUACUGGGAUACAAGAUCAACUUCUUUGGAGAACUCUUAUUUGGUCUGGUUAACGAGUUAGCUCAGCUCCCGGAUAAGAACUUUGUCAACAUCAUAAGAGAAGGUCUAAUCAUAGAAGGACCAACUAUUGAUGGUAUUGUUGGCGACCUUCCUGCAAUAAACAUUCACCGUGGUAGGGAUCAUGGCUUACAAACGUUUGUAAAAUUCCGAGAGAUUUGUGGAGCAGGCCCAAGCAAUAACUUUGGUCAACUUCGUAAUACCAUAAAUCGCCCAGAGAUCCGGAAACUGAGAGAAGCUUAUGACAAUGCGAAAGACAUCGAUCUGUUUGCAGGUGGCAUCCUUGAGUACCCCACUCCUGGAAGCGUGCUAGGUUUCACGUUCACCUGUCUUAUGACCAAGCAGUUCAGACAUCUGAGACAUGGUGAUCGGUACUGGUAUGAAAGGAAUGACCCUAUCACCGCAUUCACACUUCCUCAAUUGGAAGAGAUACGAAAGUCGUCACUGUCGCGAGUAUAUUGUGACAAUGCAGAAGCCGUGUUCUUUAUUCAGAAAAAUCCCUUUAAACCCUCAACUAGUAAAAACGGAACCAAUCCCGUGAUUGACUGUGACUUCAUUCCCAGAGUGAACUUAGAAGUAUUUAGAGAAGAGGAAGAGCCCAUAGGAAAAUUACCAGAACUACCCAUUGUGCAAGAUUGCCCUCAGGAAUUUGUUCCAUUUAAUGGCCGUUGUAUCAGAUUCUUCGUUAGCCCUACUCCAACAUUUGAGAAUGCAAAAUCAUUUUGCAUGAACUUUAAGACUGAAGACAAUAAACCGGGAGAUCUAAUCGCGAUUCGAUCUCUGGAGGAGAACAAUGAGGUGGUUUCUCUUGCCCCUGAAAAUGGGCAAAGAUAUUAUAUCGGUGUAACAGACUUGGAAGAGGAAGGUGUUUUCCGCCUAAAUGGAGAAACAAAUGCCGCUCCAUUUCUUAACUUUCCGUCAGACUUUCCUCGAGAUUUGACAACUGAAAAACAAAAUGACUGUGUUGUGUUAUCAACGCAUCCGGAUACCACUUUUUCACUGUGGUACACGGUGCCUUGCUCUAACAGCUGGGCUUUUAUAUGUGAAUGUGAAGGUCCGUGCUUUGAGUCCACCGUGGCGAUUUAA